Molecule: messenger RNA, 2256 nt
Organism: Botrytis deweyae
Lineage: Eukaryota; Fungi; Ascomycota; Leotiomycetes; Helotiales; Sclerotiniaceae
Exons: 5
Coding region: 1-2256 (751 amino acids)
Biological process (GO): positive regulation of transcription by RNA polymerase II
Cellular component (GO): nucleus
Molecular function (GO): transcription cis-regulatory region binding; DNA-binding transcription factor activity, RNA polymerase II-specific; zinc ion binding
Source: RefSeq, a predicted model, not a curated record
AUGGCUGGUACAGGUCGCCUAGACCUGUCUAAGCAAUCAAUACCGGGCCAGCAUCUUCUUACACUCGAACGCGACCCUCAUGCACAGCAUUCUCAACAGUUCCUCAGUUCGGCCCGGUCCUAUGCGGAUCUGAACUAUCUUUUUGGGGCCCAGGACAUAGCGAUGAUUGGGACCAUUCCGAAAACAAAUCGACGAAAAUCAAGCCAGGGAAUCGAGCAUGUGAAGCAUCGUCGGACAAGAUCUGGCUGUUAUACUUGUCGUAGUAGACGAGUGAAGUGUGACGAACACCGCCCAAAAUGUGAUAGAUGCACAAAAGGCAAUCGAGAAUGUGUAUACCCAGAUGUGCAGAAACCGGCAAAGGGUGCGGGAAACACUUCAUCUAAAGUUGGGCAGUCAAAGCCAUCAGAAAGCCCUGGUUCAUCUGAAGAUGAAUACGAGGACCGAGACGUUGAGCGUCUGGAGGUUAUUCGAGAUGAAGAUGAGGUCGAAAGCCAAUCCAAGUAUUCGAAAAAUAGUUCGAACCUCAAUGCCAGCGCACAAAGUUCGAAUUCUUCCACUCGUAUUAAAAGUGGCACAAGGCAAAGCUCAGAGACCCCGUCUUUGAUACAAGAAACAGGCUCUUCUCCGACACCCUCAACUGAAGGCUCUAUUGGGUAUUCUUCAUUUGAGCAAUUUGGCAGUAGUCCUCAAUUUUACGACCAGACAUUCGCAAAUGACUUGGGAUCCGACAACUCGAGGAACAGCUGGUCGCAUUUACCACCCGAUCUACAAUUUUACUUGACAUAUUAUUGCCAAAAUAUCACCUUCAUGCAUUACAGCUUGAGGUCCAACAACGAGGGCUUCAUUCACAAAUUGUUAUUGGAUGUCGCCAUCCGACAUGAACCACUUCUCUACGCAGUGGUAGGGUUUUCAGCUUUCCAAUAUGCAGUAGAGAAACAAGAAGGCAAAAUCCAAGACUUUCUACAGUACUACAAUAAAGCAGUAUCGUUGCUUCUAGUCUCACUAAAGAAUGGUGCUCGACAUACUACAGGUACAAUUUUAGCUAUCUUACAAUUGGCAACGAUCGAAGAGUAUCUUGGGGAUUGGGCGAAUCUUUUAGGCCAUCAAAAGGCUGCAUACGAAAUAUUGGUAGAUCUAUAUUCCCCACAAACAAUCUUUGAGACAGGUAUAGGCCGCGCCAUUUUCGGAUGGUAUACACGUUUCGAUGUCAUGGCUGGAAUUAUGGGUGGUUUUGAUGCCUCGAUCUCAAGAGAAUGGUUUUCAUAUGCACAGGAAUAUUUCAAGAAUCGAAUCGCGCAAGAACCAGAUAAUCUAGUAUGGAAAUUGGAGCAUCAGGCUUCAGCAAUGCGUCUUGUAGGCAAAGAGAUGUCGACGUUAUUUGCGAAGCAAGGAAAAGGAGAAAUCACUCAUGAACAAUUUAUCUUUGAAAAUGCAAAGAUGACACAGCGUAUGAAGGAUUGGAAAGACAAUAUGGACCCAGCGCUGCUGGAUAGUCGAUAUUUGGUCACAGAUUUUCCCCCAGCACAGCCCGGGAGUCUAUUUGAUCCACGCAUGCCAGGUGUACUUUAUCGUGGGCCGCUUUGGGCGAUUAACAUAGAUUCGAUGGAUCGGUAUGCUGUAGCCUUGAUGCAUGGGCUGCAUACUGCUCAGGCGAUGCAGAUGCCACCUGAUUUUGAAGUUAUGAACAGGUUAUCCGAAGAUUUAUGUCAGAUGUAUGAGGCAAUUUUGCAUCAUCCAGAGACACCAAAAGGGGCAGCCGUUGGCCUCCAAGGAGGUCUUGGUAUUGCUGUGUUCUUUCUAUCCAAAGAUGAAGCAUAUAAUAUGUGGAUGCGCCGAAAGUUGGCAACGAUAGAGUCUCAGGGGUUCAUACAAACUUUCGCGUUCAGGAGCAAAAUGGCAGAACUAUUUCGAGAUAAUUCUUGCAUGCAUUGGUGGUUACCAAACGACGAACUAUAUCAUCCAAUAAUUCGAUCGAUAAGAAAAUUUGUCGAGGAUCGAACCUCCUUGCCAAAGAACGCUGAGAGCAAAGACGUGCAGGACAUGAAGGCGGUUUUCUCUGCUAUGGAUAUUAGUGACCAGAGUGAUAGCUCACCUCAAAUGAGCAACAAGGGAAAGUCAGUAUCCACGGAUUUCGACGUAGCUAGCAGCUCGGGGUGGUCUCCUGCUCAGACAAGCAAUGAUUACAGUCAAAAUGAAUAUGGGGGCGACUCUAGGAGCGAACAGUCUCCCUGGAACAAUCAAACUGGGGGUUAUUGA